This is a messenger RNA of Funneliformis caledonium, 648 nucleotides long. Lineage: Eukaryota; Fungi; Glomeromycota; Glomeromycetes; Glomerales; Glomeraceae. The record is from the annotation of a GenBank genome assembly.
AUGCAACAUCAGCCAUCAUUAGGAACAUUUGGUCAUGUAAUACCAUGUGAUCAUCCAAAGCAUCCAAACCUUGUUGAUACGACAGCGAUAAUUAUUGAUGAAAUUUGGUAUAAUUUUCCCGUUCAUUCUAAUUCACAAGUCAUCCCACUUCGCAUUUUUAUUCAAGAAACGUUGCGUCGAUCGAGAACUUCUUGGUCGACACUUCAAACAGCUUUAUUCUAUCUCAAAAGAAUAAAGCCUCAAAUCUUUUAUCUUUGGCUUAAUCCUGAUCGUUGGACAUUAAACUCAAAAGAUAAUAAUAAUCAAGGUAGUGAUCCAGCCACUUGUGGACGUCGUAUGUUCCUUGCAUCUCUUAUCAUAGCAUCAAAAUAUCUUCAAGAUCGAAAUUAUGCAAAUAAUGCUUGGUCAAAGAUAUGCGGACUUCCCGUUCAAGAGAUAAAUGCGAUAGAAAGACGUUUCCUUGAACUUAUUGAUUACAAUUUGUUUAUAGGAGAAGAUAUAUAUCAACGAUGGACCAAUGUUUUAAAUUCUCACAUUCAAGCCAUUUCAGAACCUGAGGCGACUGCUGAAAAUCAACAAGCUGUAGCUCAAUUCAAACAGACUCUGAGGUUGCAACCCCAGGCGGUAGAAUGUAAAGUUCAGGGUUAA